Symbiodinium pilosum is the source of this 594-nucleotide messenger RNA. The record is from the annotation of a GenBank genome assembly. Lineage: Eukaryota; Dinophyceae; Suessiales; Symbiodiniaceae.
AUGUCACGGGCAGUCUGGAGACGGUUUGUUAGCGCUGCCUGGGCAGCCCUGCAUGCCGCAGCUCGCGUGGCCUCGAUCUUGGCACAGCCGGGCGUUCCGAAGCUGUUGCCGCUGAAGACGAAGCUGCUGCCAUUGUUGCCCCCGCUGCCUGCCGAGUCAGACGACCAGCCUGGCGAUUGGUUGACCAUAGAUGGCCCCUCGAAGCUGGCUGAUGCAGUCAUGGAGUGGCUUGGGGAGGGCGCGCCGAACUUCAAGCCUCCGCAGCACACGCUGUCCCUUGACAUGCUGCGCAACCUCCUGCAGCGAGCCGGGAGGUGGAUAGAGGUGGAUCGUGAGCAACCCCGCGUGCGCUUGGCCUCUGCAGCCGUUGCUGCGCCAUCUCUACAGAUGCUGACACAGGCGGUGUUGCCGCCUCCGCCUCUGCCGCCCCCUGCGGCACCCUCUCCGCCUAGCGAGAGCGACGGACAGCGAUCUCCCGCUGCGUCGCCGAUCGAGGAGACAGGCGGCGUCGACAACCUCAUCGACCUGCUAAUGAACCUUGGUUGUGUCAAGAUGGGUGCCCAGGAACGAAGCUCUGGCUUCUCUGAGCCCUGA